UACUUAGGAAUAGGGGGUAUGUCCUUAUCUCUUAUCCCUGUCCCUUCCCCUAUUAAUAAAUAAUAACCAAGUUUAUCGCUCUCAGCCCCCAAAUACCUUUUCUUUCUUGUUCUUGGUUAGGGUUUUCUUUUUCUCCACCCUUUAGGGUUAGGGUUACUUUCCCCUUUUCCACCGCCAAAUCAAAUUCCAAACCAUAAAUCUCUCUCUUUUCAAUUAAUCACACAACAAAACAGAGAAAACCAAUCGCAGCCUGAGAAGAUGACGGGAAAAGCGAAGCCAAAGAAGCAUACGGCGAAGGAGAUCCAAGCAAAGGUGGACGCAGCGUUGACCAAUCGCGGCGGCGGAAAAGCCGGUUUGCUUGAUCGGAUCGGUGUUGAAAAAGGAGGACACGCAAAGUGGGAGUGCCCUCACUGCAAAAUUACAGCGCCUGAUGUGAAAUCGAUGCAGAUUCAUCACGAUGCUCGUCAUCCAAAGAUCCCUUUUGAGGAAGAAAAGCUCGUGAAUCGUCAUGCAUCAACUGUUCCUGAAUCUUCUAAGCCUCGCCCUGGUGUUCGUGGUAGCCUCAAAAAAUGAUCACAAUCAUCAUCGCUGCUUUUAAUCGGCCCUUCAUUCAUGGCUUUUACUAUAUGUUCUAUUUUGUAUUUUUUUUUGUUGUCUUUUUUAAGGGAUUAUUGAAUAAUUUGUGUCAUGGGUAUGCUUAGUUACUUUUUAUGUUUUUUUUUUUAAAAAAUUUCCAGAUGAUGAUGCUGUGUAUGAUGAAGUGGUUUCAGAGAAGGGUUUUUGAUGAGAAUGGGAUUGAUAUUAUUUGGCCCUUCUUAAACCUUGAAUGUACUAUAUUGUUCCCUUGAUGACAAUUAAUAUGAUUGGGCUAUUACUUAUUACUA
Messenger RNA from Trifolium pratense (red clover), 884 nucleotides. RefSeq names its product protein METHYLENE BLUE SENSITIVITY 1-like. Bases 259 to 573 code for a protein of 104 amino acids. The record is from RefSeq and is a predicted model, not a curated record. The transcript has a single exon. NCBI's taxonomy places the organism in Eukaryota, Viridiplantae, Streptophyta, Magnoliopsida, Fabales, Fabaceae.